CAGCAAUUUGUUCCCCAGGAAAGUGCCACCUGCCUCUGCAGUUUCACUUUCGGUUUCACCCCCGUUGUCCGCGGAGGCGGGCUAGUGGCGCUGCUGGAGCGGAGGAUUGGAUCCCGGCCACCAGCUUUUUGAUCAGGAUUGUUAAAAUGAGCCUACGGAAGCAAACCCCCAGUGACUUCUUAAAACAAAUCAUCGGACGACCAGUUGUGGUAAAAUUGAAUUCUGGAGUGGAUUAUCGAGGGGUCCUGGCUUGCCUGGAUGGCUACAUGAAUAUAGCCUUGGAGCAGACGGAAGAAUAUGUAAAUGGACAGCUGAAGAAUAAGUACGGAGAUGCCUUUAUCCGUGGAAACAAUGUGUUGUAUAUAAGUACACAGAAGAGAAGGAUGUGAAGACACCAAGAGGCCAAUACUUUUCAUACUUGAAUAUAUUUUUUAUGAGAUUUUGGGAGAGUUCCUUUGUGUCUUCCACUUGUCCCAUUUCAUAUUAGUUGGUGAUUUUUCACCUGCAAGGAAGAGAAAUGUACAGAAUUGUGAUAAUGCAAUUGUAACACAACAUGUUCCUUCCUAUUUAAGUUUCGGUCAUUUCCUUUUACCUGUGUCAGUGUGUAGAACGCAAAAGAAUAAAAAAAGAAAGAAAAAUGA
Molecule: messenger RNA, 641 nt
Organism: Suricata suricatta (meerkat)
Lineage: Eukaryota; Metazoa; Chordata; Mammalia; Carnivora; Herpestidae
Gene: LSM6
Product: LSM6 homolog, U6 small nuclear RNA and mRNA degradation associated
Exons: 4
Coding region: 147-389 (80 amino acids)
Biological process (GO): maturation of SSU-rRNA; mRNA splicing, via spliceosome
Cellular component (GO): U6 snRNP; sno(s)RNA-containing ribonucleoprotein complex; nucleolus
Molecular function (GO): RNA binding
Source: RefSeq, a predicted model, not a curated record